Colletotrichum destructivum is the source of this 1321-nucleotide messenger RNA. RefSeq lists its product as uncharacterized. Lineage: Eukaryota; Fungi; Ascomycota; Sordariomycetes; Glomerellales; Glomerellaceae. The transcript is spliced from 2 exons. The record is from RefSeq and is a predicted model, not a curated record. Bases 438 to 932 code for a protein of 164 amino acids.
CACAGUAAGCGCGCACGAGCCCAAAGCAUGCAGUUUGUCAUCUGAGCCCACUUCCUUCCAUCAACAACAACCACCCACUCAGAGCGAUAUCGUUCCAUUCUAUUUCUGCCGCCCACAAACCUGAGAUUGCUCUCACACACCAAGCCCAGGGCUCUAACGGCGUCCUCCAAGUUCGAUUCGACCACAUUCAGCCGCCAAAUCAACCGCUCAUCACACAGCCCGUUUUUCUCAUCCGUACCGUAUAGACUACUCUCGGGGACCAGCCCACUGGCUCCCACCCCCCCUCUUGUGCCACGCCGCGUUGUAACACUAGCGGGAGCUCAGAUUUGUGUCCCAGACAACCGCUCGGAACCGCAAGCCACCGAUUACUAUUUGGUUCGCUGCACAUCAUUCCGAACCACGUUCUAAUCUGUACGGCACAGCGUUAAACCUAAAUCAUGGGUAAACCUAGAGGUAGCAACACUGCGAAGACGAAAGCCGGGGCCGGGGCCACCAACGGCAGCAACACAAAAUCAACCACUCUUUCCACCCCCAAUGUACCACCCGCUUGGCCCCAGUUUAAGCCACCGUUGCCUGUUACCGACCUGGUUCCCGACAAGCUCGACUCUUGUCCCGACAAAAUCGUUCUGAUCCGCAACUUCUGGCCAAAAUCCCUCUGCAGUACAUAUGUCACCUUCCUUAGGGGCCUGCCGCUGAUCACCACCCCUGGGCGGCCCAAGCGGGGAGAAGCGGUUAGGGUGAACGACCGUUUUCAAGUGCAGGAUGCCGGAUUUGCUCAACGCCUCUGGACCGAGACUGGGCUGCGCGAAUCGCUGGGCCAAGAAGACAUUCAGGGUUUGUGGGGUGGUGAGGUCGUCGGCCUGAAUCCCAACAUUCGCAUCUAUCGCUACUCCAAGGGGCAGUAUUUCGACGCACAUUGUAAGUCUCAAUAACCCGAUCUUUGACCUGUCAUACGCCACAUGCGCCGAGGGGCUAUGAAUGGUCUGCGAGUCACGGGGGCAAGGUACCCAUUUCUGCAUACACUCAAGACCUGUGGCCGAGUAAUUUCAAUCAUCACUUUGCUAUGCUCGCAACAAGCAGCAAGUCACAACUUUCACGGUUUCUUAGAUGGCUAAAGUUGGGAUGCAAUGGAAGGACAGAGCCUGUCAAACAUUUCAUUACAAAGUCUCAGAAGGAAUUGCCAACUGCCACGUUGUUGUGUUGUAGGCUAAACCUCCUGAGUCCGCAAGGCCGGGUUGUUUGAAGGUCGUCGCAAGACAUUCAUCUUUCGUUCAAGCGGGCGGCCCUGAAUUGUCAAGUGCAGCGAACCUGUGCAAAGGAU